Messenger RNA from Parnassius apollo (apollo), 4176 nucleotides. The record is from the annotation of a GenBank genome assembly. Lineage: Eukaryota; Metazoa; Arthropoda; Insecta; Lepidoptera; Papilionidae.
AUGCCACGUACAAGAAUACCAUCCCCUGCUCGCUCACAAGGUGUUAUAAGUACACCAAGAAAACAUAAGUUUCGAGGUUCUUCCAGUGUUGGAUCUCCAGCUAGGUCCAACGCCUCAGUAAAACUUUCAUCUAUAGUUCAGGAACAUAAAAUGAACUCAUUUGUAUUAUCUCCUCUCAGAAGAAGGAGAUCUGUGUUAUCAGACAAUACAGAUAUUGAAGUACCAGGACGUAAUAGUUGGUGGAAGACGCUUGAGGAGAACUCAAGGGAUGUGAUGGAGAUUUUAGAUAAUAAACAAACAGACCAAGGUGUAAACUUAGAGGAAUAUAUUGAUGCCGACAUUUUGAGUCAGGAAAAAAAAAAUUACACAGUCGAUUUGCCAGAAAGUAGUGAUGCAGAAUCAAUAAGCAGCAUUGUUAUACCCCAAAGGAAACUUUUUACACAAAAAGAUAGUCAAACGGUGAAAGUAUUUGGUCAAAUAAUGGACAAUAGAGAAAGCCUGGCACAACUCCAUCAGAGCAAAAUUAACUAUGAUAAAACUAUUAAUGUUGGUAAAAAAGAUUUAUUUAACAGGGGUGCAAAAGAACGCAGCAAACCUGUAUUUCCUGUCGGGCUGUUCAAUGUUUCUCUCAACAAAACGUUACCUAAUAAAAGUAAAGAAAUUGCAAAUCAUGGCCAGGCAAGAAAUCUAUUUGGAAACCGAGCAGGCGCUAAACGCAAAAAUAUAUUUGCUGAAUUUGUUGGACCAGAAAGCGAAGAUGACAUUCCUGAUAUUCAACCAAAAGUUUUUGGAUUUUCUAAAAACAAUGAAAAUCAGCAACAAAAAAAUUUAACCCCACAUGAACCUCGAGAAACUUCACCUACUUCUGAUAUAACUGAUAUAGAAAUUGAUGAAUGGAAACUUUUACCAUCAUCUACGAUGGUUGAUAACCAAUUUGGUAAUAUUGAAGGAAGCACUCCUGUGAAAAGAAGGAAGUUAAACAAGCUAAGUAAAGCUACAGAACCUAUAAAAGAAUGUAGUAGCAAUGCAUUCAACAGAACAAAACAAUCAACAGGGUCCAAAAUUUCGAAAUUCAGAAAUGGCGAAGAAUUUAUUGAAUUAUCACAUCCUGAACUCCAUAAUAACAAUUCCAAACAAAAACACAAAGAAAAAAAUAAUUCUAACAUUAAUUUGACAAAAAAUAAUGAUCCUAAGAAUCGAGAUAAUAUUAAGGAAGCUGCUAGCAGUAGUAAAAGUUUUACAAAACAAAGUGACAUGGAUAAAAUACAGUAUAACCUAAGGAUGAACAAAAAUAAGUCAAAUAUUACAGAAAUUGAAGACUUGACACAAGACAAAGUUUCAGAAGAAAUACAAAAUGAUGAAGACGAUGACAAUGACUUCAUUUUGCAAUACGAAAAUGAUGACCUUAACCUACACGAAGCUGACCAAGAAAAUGUAAAUAAUAAGAGUCUAAUACAUCAACAACAAAGCAAUACCAGCAAUUUAAAUAAACACAAUGAGAAAAAUACAAUCUUAGAUAAAAAUAAAUCUCAUGUAAAAGCUUCAGAUAGUUCGCUAAAACUAUCUAGUUCAUUCCAAUUGAAGAAUGCUAACGCUAAGUUAAAAGAACAAAUCAGUGGUAGUAAAAGCGUUUCAAAAAAUAUUUCACUAACUAAAAAUGUUAGUAAUUAUUCUGUCACCCGAGAAAUAAAUGAUAAUCUACAAAUUGAAGAAAAACUUGAAUGUAAUAAUAAACAAAAUACAAACAAUUGUAAUAGAAGAAAUGAAAAUCAAAUUGUUACUUUACCACUAACAGAUGAAAAAAUAAAAAAAGGACUAGCCAAACAUGAACUGCAUAAUAAUGAAAAAAAAAUUACAUCCUCCGAGGAGAUACUAGUAGAAAAAGAUGAAAUAGAUUUAGCCAAAAACGUAGUUGUACAAAAACACAAUAGGAGUAAUGAUAAUAAUAAUACCAAGAUUUUUUUUAAAAUAAGUAAUACAUAUGAACUGGAUGUAGAUCAAAAACAAGAGAAUGUAUAUAACAAAGUUGAAGCUAGCCCUAGAAUUUCACAAAAAGAAAAUGAAGAUAAUGUAAACGAUAAUAAUUAUGAAUAUGUUAAAAAUAUUGUGGGUUAUCAAACAGAAAAUCAAGUAAUUGGUGAUGAAGUUAAUAAAGAAAAUAACGACGAAGAUAAAAGGAUUCAGGAAGGAAGUGACGAAGAGAUAAUGGAAGAAAAUGAUGAAGAGGUACAGCAACAAAAUGACGAAAUGAUUCAAGACGAAUAUAAUGAAGAGAAUGAGGAAGAAAAUUACGAAGAGAUUCAGGUAGAGAAUGACGAAGAGAUUCAGAAAGAAAAUGAUGUAGAUGUUCAGCAAGUAUAUGACGAAAAUAAUGAAGAAAUUCAGGAAGACCUUCAGCCUACCUACGAAGAUAUUCAGAUAGAAAAUAACGAAACGGUUCAGAAGACAGUAAAUGAGCAUGAAGAUGAUAGAAAUCGAGUAGAUACCGAGGCAGAAUAUUUAAGUCAAGAAGUAAUAGAAAAUUGUAUUCAUGCGGACGCAGAAGAUCAGAAUGAAAAAGAAAAUCAAAACUAUGAUAUUAAUGAGGAACAGAACGAAGGGCAGAAUAAAACCGUUAAUCAUGAAACAUUAACAAGUGAUAAAUAUAAUCAUGGUGUAACUAAGCAGUCAGAGCUGGACUUGGAAACAAAAAAUGAAUUAAUUAGAGGUAAAAAUAAUUUAGUUAUAGAUGCAGACAAUCAUAUUGUAAAUUCUAAUAAUACAAAAGACAAUAAUAAAAGCCGACGUGUAACGCUUAAUACAACACACGAUAAAACUGGCGGAAACAGACAAAGAAUCGAAUUAGUCGUUGAAUCUCCGGAAGACAUUUUGCAUUAUGUACCAACUGAAGGGGUAUCAUUUUCGUCAAAAGGACGCAACUCCAGCAUUAGAAAAACUAAAAGCAUCCUUAAAACUCAAAUCAACAUCAAACCUAGUUUAGCACCACUAAGAGAAGGUACGGGAAUUUCCGAUGAGGAAUCCAAAAAUUCAAGUGUAGAAAGGUCGGGUUGGGACUCCCAUAGAACUACAAGAAAGACUCUUCGUCAAACAUUUGGUAAAGAUUUCACACCAAGGAAAUCUUUGCGUACACUCGUUAUGGAAAAUUGGGCGAAGGGACAAACCUAUGGGCACGAUAUGACUGUUAAAGUUCCUCAAGCUUGCUCUACUAAAUUACCUGAAAACAUGGAUGUGGACAUAUCUGAAGAUGACGAUAAUGAUGAAAUAAAUGGCAUUAAUGAAGAAAUCAAUGGACCAAAGCAAACAAAUAUUGCAGAGGAGACAGAAAACACAAAAAGAAAUAACCAAAAAAAUAGCUCUUACAUUUCUCCUUCAAUUAAUGUAGCAGAACAGGAGAAUUCAACUAAUGGAGAUAUACCACGACAGUCAUCCGGUAUACCCAAUGACACAACUGAAGAAUCAGAUCGUGAAAUGUCUAGAAUGAGGGGGCAAGCUACCUAUGGACACAAUAUGACUGUUAAAGUUCCUCAAGCUUGCUCUACUAAAUUACCUGAAAACCUGUAUGUGGACAUAUCUGAAGAUGACGAUAACUGUAAAAUAAAUGGCAAUAAUGAAGAAAUCAAUGAACUGGAACAAACAAAAGAUGCAGAUGACACAGAAAAUACAAAACGAAAUAGUCAAAGCAAUAUGAGCUCUUACAACUCUCCCUCAAUUGACAUAUCAGAACAGGAUUAUUCAACUAAUAGAGAUAUCCCACAACAGUCAUCCGCUAUGCCCAAUGACAUCACUGAAGAAUCGGAUCAUGAAAUGUCUAGAAUUAGGCGACAGGCUACUUUGGCACAGUUUUUCCAGAAGAUGAAAGAAAAAAAUAUGGAGGAGAGACGCCAAGUGGAAGAAGCCGUGAGAAAUUCCCUUAAAGCACCCAGAAGGGAAUCCAUUGAUUUCUUUGAUAUGCCAGCCAGCCCAAAUGCAGCUCUGCGUCGGAUCAAUAUCAAAACUGGACAAACAAAUUCAAAUGUUAAACAAAUUAAAUCGACUUUAAUACCUACUGAAAAUCUACCCGCAGAAGUAUUGGAAGACAUGAAUUACAAACCGCCUCGGAGAUAUAAACCCAGAAACGCCUCUUGGGUUACAAAGAGGCUAUAUAAGUUUCUGGAGGAUAAAUUGGAGCCCAAGUGA